ACUGUUAUUUUGUUUUAUACCUUCAGGGGAGUGUCGAGUUCUCUUUGGGUUUCUUUGCUGUUAAAGCCAAUUCAACUGAAAAUGGCAUCAAAAGGAGAAUGUGGAGAUGAUGUUGAUCCCAUUCCUUUCCUGGCUCCUACCGACAAGGAGAAGCUGGAAGCUAUCAACCGACCCUAUGAUAUUAAGAAGUCUUGCUGGGUCAAGGAUGAAAAGGAGGGCUUCAUCGCAGGUGAAAUCCAGUCUGAGAAAGGUGAACAAGUCACUGUGAAGACUGUCAAGAACACCACUUUGACCCUGAAGAAAGAUGAAGUUGACCAAAUGAAUCCACCUAAGUUUUACCAGGCCACAGACAUGGCCAAUCUGACCUUCCUGAAUGAGGCCAGCAUCCUGGACAACCUCCGCCAGCGUUACUUCAAAAUGAGAAUCUAUACCUACUCUGGGUUGUUCUGUGUGACAGUGAACCCCUAUAAGUGGCUGCCCAUCUACGGUGGUAGAGUUGCUCAAAUGUACAAGGGCAAGAAACGCAGUGAGAUGCCUCCUCAUCUCUUCUCCAUCUCUGACAACGCGUACCACGACAUGCUGAUGGAGCGUGAAAACCAGUCUAUGCUCAUCACCGGAGAAUCUGGUGCUGGGAAGACAGAAAACACCAAGAAGGUUAUUCAGUACUUUGCCAAUAUGGGUGGCUUGAAGCCAGCUGGUGGUGAUCCAAAGGGCUCCUUGGAAGAUCAAAUCAUCCAAGCUAACCCUGUGCUGGAAGCUUUUGGCAAUGCUAAAACCACCAGAAACAAUAACUCUUCACGUUUUGGUAAAUUCAUCCGCAUUCACUUUGGUCCAUCCGGCAAGCUGGCUGGGGCUGACAUUGAAAGCUAUUUGCUGGAAAAGUCUCGGGUAAUCUCGCAGCAGUUAUCUGAGAGAGGCUAUCACAUCUUCUACCAGAUUCUCUCAGGGAAGAAAGCCGAUUUACUGGACUCGCUGUUAUUGGUGUCUGACCCUAAACUUUACUUCUGGGUAUGCCAGGGAGUCACCACAGUGGAAAACAUGGAUGAUGGUGAAGAGUUAUUACUGACUGAUAUUGCCUUUGAUGUACUGGGCUUCACUGCAGAAGAAAAGCUAAGCAUUUAUAAACUGACUGGGGCCAUCAUGCACUUUGGUAACAUGAAGUUCAAGCAGAAGCCAAGAGAGGAACAGGCAGAGGUCGAUACUCCUGAAGUGGCCGACAAAGUCUCCCACUUGAUGGCACUCAAUUCAGGGGAACUGCAGAAAGGCAUCACCAGGCCAAGGGUCAAGGUUGGCAAUGAGUUUGUGCAGAAAAGCCAGAGCAUGGACCAAUGCCAAAAUGCAAUUGGGGCUCUUGCCAAAGCUGUUUAUGACAAAAUGUUCAAGCAAAUGGUGGUGAGAAUUAACAAGACCCUGGACACCAAGGCACAGCGACAGUACUUUAUAGGGGUGCUGGACAUUGCUGGCUUUGAGAUCUUUGAGUCUAACAGCUUUGAGCAGCUCUGCAUCAACUUCACCAACGAGAAGCUGCAGCAAUUCUUCAACCACCACAUGUUCGUCCUGGAACAGGAGGAGUACAAGAAGGAAGGAAUCCAUUGGGAGUUCAUUGACUUUGGCAUGGACCUGCAGGCCUGCAUUGAGCUUCUGGAGAAGCCCAUGGGCAUCUUCUCCAUCCUGGAAGAGCAGUGCGUGUUCCCGAAGGCCACGGAUGCCACGUUCAAGGCUGCUCUGUACGACAAUCACCUGGGCAAGUCCAACAACUUCCUAAAACCAAAAGGUGGCAAAGGCAAGGGUGGAGAGGCCACGUUUGAGCUGGUGCACUACGCGGGCACAGUUGGCUACAGUACCCAAGGCUGGCUGGAGAAGAACAAAGACCCCCUGAACGAAACUGUUACGGGCCUUUUCCAGAAAUCUUCAUUGGCUCUGUUGGCCUUAAUCUUCAAAGAAGAGGCAGCCCCAGCCGGUGGUAGGAAGCCGAAGAAAGGUGCUUCCUUCCAAACUGUCUCCGCUUUCUACAGGGAGCAGCUGAACAAGCUGAUGACCACCCUGCGCAGCACCGCACCCCACUUUGUCCGCUGCAUUGUACCAAACGAGUUCAAGCAGUCAGGUGCUGUGGACGCUAAGCUGAUCCUCCACCAGCUGGCCUGUAAUGGUGUGCUGGAGGGAAUCCGUAUCUGCAGGAAAGGAUUUCCCAACAGACUGCAGUAUCCUGAGUUUAAACAGAGGUAUCACAUCCUGAACCCCAAUGUCAUCCCCAAGGGAUUUGUUGAUAACAAGAAAGCUUCGGAGCUGGUCCUGGGUUCAAUUGAUCUGGACAGCAGCGAGUACAGGAUUGGACACACAAAGGUGUUCUUCCGAGCUGGCGUCCUGGCUAAGCUGGAAGACUUCCGCGAUGAGCGACUGGCAAAGAUUAUGACAAUGGUUCAGGCUCGCUCCCGCGGGAAUCUCAUGCGUAUUGAGUUUAAAAAGCUGCUGGAGAGGAGAUUGGCACUGAUAGUCAUUCAACGUAAUGUACGCAAAUUCCUGCAACUCCGUUUCUGGGGCUGGUGGAAGCUGUACAACAAGGUCAAGCCUCUGCUCAACGUGGCCCGUCAAGAGGAUGAGAUGAAGCAGAAAGAGGAGGAGCUGAGGUCAGCGAUGGAGAAGACCAACGAGCUACUCAACCGCAUCAAGGAACUCGAAGAGAAGACUGCUACUCUGUCACAGGAGAAGAAUGACCUUAUAAUCCAACUCCAAGCUGAGCAAGAAAACCUGGGUGACAUGGAUGAGCGUCUCACUCAGCUGAUGAGGACCAAGUUGGAAUAUGAGAACCAGAUCUCAGAGAUGAAGGAACGGCUUGAAGAGGAGGAGAACUCCUGCAGCUCUCUGGUGUCUCACAAGAGGAAACUGGAGAGCGAGAUGACUGACUUAAAACUGGAUCUAGAGGGUCUGGAGACAACCCUGGUCAAAACUGAGAAAGAGAAACAGGCUCUGGAUAUCAGAGUGAGAUCCCUGACCCAGGACCUUGCUCAACGAGACGACGCGAUCGCUAAGCUGCAAAAGGAAAAACGAGCCAUAGAGGAACUACACCAGAAAACACUGGAUGACCUACAAACCGAAGAAGAUAAAGUGAACCACCUCACCAAGAGUAACAGCAAACUCAGCUCCCAGAUCCGAGAGCUGGAAGAUAACUGGAGUCAGGAGAAGAAGAUCAGGGCUGAGGUGGAAAAGGCCCGUCGCAAGGCUGAGGGAGACCUGAAGAUGACAAUCGAGAACCUGAAUGACAUGGAGAGAGCAAAGAUUGAGCUGGAGGAGGUGCUCAAGAAGAGGGAUCUGGAAAUUAAUUCACUGAGCUCCAAGUGGGAAGACGAACAGUCACUGAAUUCUACGCUGCACAGGAAGUUUAAAGAGCAUCAGUCCCGGAUUGAAGAGCUGGAAGAGGAGCUGGAGGCAGAGCGAGCUAAUAGAGGCAAGGUGGAGAAGCAGCGAGCUGAGCUGUCGCGAGAGUUGGAGGAUCUCAGUGACAGACUGGAGGAGGCUGGUGGUGCCACAGUUGCCCAGAUUGAGCAGAACAGGAAGCGUGAAGGAGAGCUGCUGAAGUUGCGACGGGAGCUGGAGGAAGCCUCACUGCAGGCCGAGGCCACCGCCUCCGCCUUCAGGAAGAAGCACACGGACUCCAUGGCCGAGCUGGCCGAGCAGGUGGAGAACCUGCAGAGGGUCAGGGCCAAGCUGGAGAAGGACAAGCAGGUCAUGAAGGCUGAGAUCGAUGACCUGAGCUCCAAUUCUGAGACGUUACAGAAAUCCAAGAUCAAUGCUGAGCUCCAGGUUCGGAAGUUGGAAGACAACAUUGUAGAGACCAACGCCAAGUACACUGAAAUGGAAAGGACCUUGAUGGAAGUUAGCACUGUGAAGACCAGGUUAUCAGCUGAGAACAGUGAGCUGAGUCGUUCAUACGAGGAGACCCAAAGCAAACUCAACCAGCUGAUCAGAAUCAAAACUACUCAGGUUUCUCAAAUUGAGGACUUCAAGAGGCAAUUUGAAGAGGAAUCAAGGGCCCGAAGUGUAGCAGUGGUUAGUCUUGCCAAUGCCAAGCACGACAUGGAUCUGAUGAAGGAGCAGUUGGAAGAAGAGCAGGGGGGCAAGUCUGAGCUCCAACGCCUGGUUUCUAAACUGAACUCUGAGGUGACGUCAUGGAGGACCAAGUAUGAAACAGACGCCAUCCAAAAGACCGAGGAGCUGGAGGAGACAAAGAAGAAGCUGGCAGCCAGAUUACAAGAGGCUGAGGAGUCUUCGGAAGCCGCACAGGCUAGGGCUUCUAGCCUGGAGAAGGCGAAGCACCGGCUAACUGGAGAGGUGGAGGAUCUCAGCAUUGAGUUGGAAAAGGCCAACGCUGCAGCAGCUUCUUUGGACAAGAAACAACGCGUCUUUGACAAAAUGUUGUCCGAAUGGCAGCAGAAGUGCGAGGAGCUGCAGGUGGAACUCGACAGCUCACAGAAGGAGUGCAGGACGUAUGUAACUGAAGUCUUCAAACUUAAAACCGCCUACGAAGAGGCUUUAGACCAGCUUGAAGUUGUGAAAAAAGACAACAAGAAUCUGCAAGAUGAGAUUAAGGAGAUGGUGGAUCAGCUGGGCGAGGGUGGCAAGAGCAUCCAUGAGCUGCAGAGGAUAAAGAAGAAGCUGGAGGUUGAAAAGGACGAGCUGCAGAUGGCACUGGAGGAGGCUGAGGGAUCAUUGGAGGUAGAGGAGAGUAAGUUAGUCCGUGUCCAGCUCGAACUUGCACAGGUGAAGGCCGACAUUGAGAGGAGGAUCCACGAGAAAGAAGAGGAAUUUGAAACCACAAGGAAGAACCACCAGCGUACUAUUGAGUCCCUGCAGGCCAGCCUGGAGGUGGAGGCCAAGGGCCGUGCCGAGGCUCUCAGGCUGAAGAAGAAGAUGGAAUCGGAUCUGAACGAGAUGGAGAUCCAGCUAGACCACGCCAACAAAAACAACGCUGAGCUGGUCAAAACCCUCAAGAAACUCCAGCAGCAACUCAAGGACAUGCAAGCACAGAUGGACGAGGAUACCCGGCGACAUGAAGAGCUGCGAGAACAGUACACCCUGUCAGAGCGGCGCAUCACCCUCCUGCAGUCAGAGCUGGAGGAGCAUCGCAGCAGCCUGGAGGCCAGUGAGCGCUCUCGCAAGCUCAUUGAACAGGAGCUGGUGGAAACCACUGAACGAUACAAUGAGCUCAAUGUGCAGAACCACAGUCUGUUGGUGUUCAAGCGUAAGCUGGAAGGAGACCUGCAGUCCCUCACAAAUCAGCAUGAGGAACUGAUCCACGAGUUCCGCUCAGCUGACGAGAAAGCAAAGAAGGCCAUGAGUGAUGCUGCCCGCAUGGCUGAGGAACUGCAUCAAGAACAGGAGCACUGCAUGCACCUGGAGAAGAUCAAGAAGAACUUUGAGCUGCAUAUCAAAGACUUGCAGGUCAAAUUGGAGGAAGCCGAACAACUUGCCCUGAAGGCUAGCCGUCGCGUCAUCCAGAAAUUAGAGACCAAGGUUAAGGAGCUGGAGACCGAAUAUGAUUCUGAACAGAAACGGCACAUUGAAACGGUGAAGGUCCUGCGCAAGAAUGAACGGCGCCUGAAGGAGCUGGUCUUCCAGACUGAGGAAGACCACAAAACCAACCAGCGCAUGCAGGAGCUGGUGGAGAAACUGCAGAGCAAACUCAAGAGCUACAAGAGGCAGAUAGAGGAAUCCGAGGAACAGGCCAACCAGAGCCUGGCCAAAUACAGGAAGACCAUCCACGAGCUGGAUGAUGCUGAGGAGAGAGCUGGAAUGGCAGAAUGUGCUCUGAAUAAACUCCGCACCAGGAACCGAUCCACUCUUAGCAAAGGCUACAGUACAGUUGAGGUUAUUCAGGUGUCCUCUAAAUCCACCACUGAGGACUAAUUCUCAUCUCUCGGCUGGGUUAUACGUGUCUCUCACAACAGCUGUCUAUCAUUCAGCUCUGUUGAAGAUGGUGUUUGACAGGAGCCUUGCAGACUUUUCGAAGGCCACAGAAGUAUUGGAAGACAAAGAGCUAAGAUAAAAAAACUGCCUUUGUUUCUCAGCAAGGCCAACCUGUUCGCAUUUGUUGUAAUGUUGUGUAUAAAGUGGAGGGAACCUCUGUACCAUCCAUAAUGAUGACAGUUGUAGAGCAGAGAAUCCUUGCAUUCUCAUUUCAAGGAUAGAGUAUGCAAUUUUAUGUAUAGCCUGGCUGCUUGUGUAAAUAACCUAGUUGCCUGAAUAAAUAUGUCCUUCAGAAGACACAGUAAA
Callorhinchus milii (elephant shark) is the source of this 6270-nucleotide messenger RNA. Its product is annotated as myosin-16. Gene Ontology annotation, cellular component: myosin complex. Bases 82 to 5904 code for a protein of 1940 amino acids. The transcript is spliced from 44 exons. Gene Ontology annotation, molecular function: cytoskeletal motor activity; ATP binding; actin filament binding. The record is from RefSeq and is a predicted model, not a curated record. NCBI's taxonomy places the organism in Eukaryota, Metazoa, Chordata, Chondrichthyes, Chimaeriformes, Callorhinchidae.